AUGGCUUCCAAAGAGGCCAAAAUAUCCCUAAAGGCCGUAAAAGGCACACGCGACUGGGCUGGACCCGACCUACUCCUACGAGACCACGUCUUUGAGACUAUAACCAACGUUUUCAAGCUCCACGGCGGUACCCCUCUCGACACUCCCGUUUUCGAAUUGCGAGAGAUCCUUGCCGGCAAAUAUGGCGAGGAGGGCCGUUUGAUAUAUAAUCUCGAAGACCAGGGUGGCGAACUGUGCGCCUUGCGCUACGAUCUAACAGUCCCCUUCGCUCGCUGGUUGGCCAUGAACAAUGUUCAACAGAUCAAACGCUACCAGAUCGCAAAAGUCUAUCGUCGCGAUCAGCCCGCCAUCGCCCGUGGUAGGAUGCGCGAGUUCUACCAAUGCGAUCUCGACAUUGCCGGUGUCUACGACCCCAUGAUUCCCGACGCCGAGAUCCUACGAAUUAUCGUCGAAUCCUUCGAAGCUCUCGACCAAGAAAUUACUAUCAAGCUAAAUCACCGGAAAAUUCUAGACGGCAUAUUCGCCGUCGCUGGUGUUCCCGCCGAGAAGACACGCCCCAUCAGCUCCGCGGUAGAUAAGUUAGAUAAGGAGCCGUGGGAAGCCGUCAAAAAGGAGAUGGUAGAGCAGAAGGGACUCCCAGAGGAAGUUGCCGACAAGAUUGGUCAAUUCGUACUAAAUCGCGGCACCCUUGACGAGAUGAUACAAUUCAUCAAGUCCGAUCCGAACCUGUCGGCAAACGAAGAAAUAAAAGCGGGUCUCGCCGACAUGGAACUCCUGACCUCCUACUCAAAAGAACUUAACACAUUCGACAGCGUCUCUUUCGACCUGUCUCUCGCCCGAGGACUGGACUACUACACCGGCCUAAUCUUCGAGGUUAUCCAAAAACCGCAAGACGCGAAGGACAAGGACGGCACGCGGUACCCGGAGAAGUCGUCGAAGAACGCGGACGCGUCGGCGGUGGGCAGCAUCGCGGCGGGCGGGCGGUACGACAACCUGGUGGGUAUGUACGGCAAGAAGCAGAUCCCGUGCGUGGGCAUCUCGUUCGGCGUCGACCGCAUCUUCACGAUCCUGAAGGCGCGGCAGGGCGACAAGAAGCCGCCCGCGCGCCAGAUCGACGUGUACGUCAUGGCCUUCGGCGGCAAGGAGUUCGACGGCCUGCUGCUGCAGCGCAUGUCCGUGGCGCGGCAGCUGUGGGAGGCGGGGAUCCGCGCCGAGUUCAGCGCCAAGGUCAAGCCGAGGCUGCCGCAGCAGUUCAAGGCCGCCGAGGACGUGCCGGUCGCCGUCAUCCUCGGCCAGGACGAGCUCGCCGAGGGAAAAGUUCGGCUUAAGGUCCUGGGCUCCGGGAAGCCCGGCGAGGAUAAGGAUGAGAAGGACCAGGGCCUGCUGGUCAAGCGCGAGGAUCUCGUGCAGGAGGUCAGGAAGCUGUUGGCGGCGAAUGGGACGUCGAGUGUGCUGCCCUUGAGAUAG
Annulohypoxylon truncatum is the source of this 1467-nucleotide messenger RNA. Its product is annotated as histidyl-tRNA synthetase. Gene Ontology annotation, molecular function: histidine-tRNA ligase activity; ATP binding. Bases 1 to 1467 code for a protein of 488 amino acids. Gene Ontology annotation, biological process: mitochondrial translation; histidyl-tRNA aminoacylation. Gene Ontology annotation, cellular component: mitochondrion; cytoplasm. NCBI's taxonomy places the organism in Eukaryota, Fungi, Ascomycota, Sordariomycetes, Xylariales, Hypoxylaceae. The record is from RefSeq and is a predicted model, not a curated record. The transcript is spliced from 2 exons.